Molecule: messenger RNA, 1704 nt
Organism: Entrophospora sp. SA101
Lineage: Eukaryota; Fungi; Glomeromycota; Glomeromycetes; Entrophosporales; Entrophosporaceae
Source: the annotation of a GenBank genome assembly
AUGGAUGGGGUUGAAAAUGUUGGGAGAUUUGAUGAAUGUUUGAAAAGUAUUUGGGAAAGAUUAAGAACAGUUCCUUUACCAGUUCAAUUUCCGAUUGGUGCUGGCAAAGAAUUAGAAGGAGUAAUUGACGUAGUGGAACAAAAGGCUUAUUACUGCCAAAUGGGUGAUAAGGAAGAAAAAUAUCAAAUAAAAGAAAUUCCACCCAAUUUAUUAGAAAAAACUAAAAGUUAUCGUCAAGAAUUAAUCGAACAAAUAAUCGGACAAGACGAGAAAUUAGCCACUAAAUAUUUAGAAGGUCAAGAAUUACAAGUGGAAGAAAUCAAAAAAUUACUCCGCCAAGCCACUCUCACUGGUAAAUUUUUCCCGGUUUUUUGUGGUUCGGCCUAUAAGUACGUAGGUGUGAAACUGGUUUUGAAUGGAGUAGUGGAUUAUCUGCCAUCUCCUUUGGAUGUGGCCGAAAUACCAGUUUUUUCCCCCUGGAAUAAAAAUAAAGAAGGAAUGAUUAAUUGUAAUAGCCCUUUACCUUGUUUAGCAUUAGCUUUUAAAAUUGUGUUUGAUGAUUAUAAUCAAAGAACAACUUUUGUCCGAGUUUAUGCCGGAAAGAUUUCGGUAGGCUCCCGUAUCUAUAAUGUUAAUCAACGAAAAGAAGAAACGGUAAGUAGUUUAUUUCGAAUUCAUGCUAACAUAAAGGAGAAAAUUACGGAAGUGAGAGCGGGUGAUAUUGCCGCCAUAAUCGGCUUAGAACAUACUAUUACGGGCGAUACUUUUAGCGAUAAAAAAAAACCGCUGCUCCUCGAAACCAUUGAUUUUGCCGAACCGGUGAUUUCUCAAGCCAUUGAGCCCAAGACUAAGGAAGACAAGGAUAAAUUACGGGAUGCCUUAGGAAAACUAAAAGUCCAAGACCCUAGUUUUAAGUAUUGGAUAGAUAGGGAAACUGGCCAAAUGAUUAUUGCUGGUAUGGGCGAAUUACACUUGGAAGUUUCCAUGGAAAGACUAAGGAGAGAAUAUAAAUUAGGAAUCGAAAGCAAACAACGCAAAGUAUCUUACCGGGAAACUAUUACUAAAAAGUUAGAAAGUGCGGAAGGAGAGUAUAAAAAACAAACGGGCGGAAGCGGACAUUUUGCUCGUGUCAAACUUACUUUUGAACCAAAUCCCAGCAAGGGCUUUGAAUUUGUGGAUGCCAAAAAAGGUCAAGAAAUGUCUAGUAAAGACGCUGAAGAAGUAAAGGAGGGAUUAGAAGAAGCCAUGUCAUCCGGUUUACUCUUGAACUAUCCCUUGCUCGACGUCAAAGCCACUUUGUUGGAAGGAAAAAGACACACGGUCGAUACCAAACCUGGUGAUUUCAAAAAUGCCGCCGUUUUAGCUUUUCGGGGUGAUAAAGUGGAAGAAAAAGAAAAAAGAAUUCGCGAAUUAGGAGUAGUUUUAUUAGAACCAAUUAUGCAGUUAGAAGUGGUGGUUCCCAAAGAUUACAUGGGAGAUAUUUUGGCUGAUUUGGCAGCACGUCGCACUAUCAUUGAAGAGACCGAAGAAAAAGAGGGCGACAGUUAUAUAAAAGGUAAAACCCCUUUAAAAGAAAUGCUUAAAUACUCCACCGACUUACGUCAAUUAACCAAGGGCCGUGGCACUUAUUCUAUGCAUUUAUCCUGUUAUCAAGAAGUCCCUGCUGAUGUCUUGGAAGAAAUAUUAAAAGAAGAAAAACUGUAA